CUUCGACAUGACGGCGUCAGAGAGCACACUAGUUUGCAACAAUCAUCAUGGUCGUGGGGCAGGGCCUACGGUUUGCGCUCGCACGGGUGGUGUCACGGCCUAAAGGCGAAGACAAGCAGCGCGCCAAGACCAAUGGACCCACUGUAGCCUUCACAUGUCUCCAAUCGUACGCAUCGAUAUCGACGAUGUUCCUUGAGACAGCGCAACGAGUCGUGUUAAAGUCGAGGCACCAUUACCGACCAACCCGCCUAACCACUAGCUACGGCGGCGGCAACGGCUCACACUCCACCUGUGACAUUCCGACGAGCAUUCAGCCAUGUCCUCUUCUUCGAGCCGACAUCCUUGAAGAACUGGACUGGUCCAUGGGGAUUGAUGUGGACACAUCGUCCAAGUCGCGGUCGUCCAUUGGCCACGCCGCGGAACUGUUCCUGGACCUGUGGGAGUACCUUCUACUAACAUGCGAGAACAUGGUGCAGGCGUCAACGUUACUACAUGCGUCGUCGUCCGCGGUGGACUUUGGCGAGAAAAUGAAAUGGGAAAAGUCCGAGCUCGUGAUUGUCAAGAUCAUGGAGCGGCGCGAGUUCCACAAAGUGUACGAAGCAUUUCGCGUAGCCGCGGACGCCGCCGCCACAACAACGGAUAACCAAACGAGCUCCAUGUCGUCCUCCACUUCCCGGACAAAAGCUUCCCAGUCGAAAGCGUACCUGGCACAACGCACACACUCGGCCAAGUCGCCAGCCGCCGCCGCCGCCUUCGUAGACGACCCCGUCGGUCUUGCAUUCUCAUCCGACCCGAACCAACUGCUCACCACGUACAUCGACCUCCUCCACCGUACCCUUCGGUAUGCGUCGCAUACGGACAUCCGGUCUAUCAUGGCGUCGACGAUCUACAAUUCCGUCGUGUCCAUUGCAUUCUGCCGGUUUCCUCCCGCACAAGCGCUCCUUCUCGACACAUUCGACGCCAAAGGGUUCAAUGGCUCGACCACUGGGCCUAGGAAGGUGCCGCGACACCAUCGCCGCCCAAGCAUGGCCAAGCGCACGUUCUUCGAAGACGACAACCCAGCCCUCUUUGGGUGGCACUUGACAGACAUCCCCCACCUGCAGCCAGCCCUUGCCGCCAUCGACGACUGCAUACACGCCACACUCACGCAGCUGUUGGACGCCCCAAACAACAUCCCUCCCAGUGCCGCCACUCACUCGACAGGCCAAACAACUAGUGGCAAUCCCGACGACGCCAACAUCGGCAGUAACAACAACGACGACGACGAUGGUCGCCCCCCGCUAGACGAAAACGACGAGGACGAGGAGGACAGACCCCCCCAUCCGUCGCCAACCAACUCGCCCGUCCAUGCCCAAAGCACCCUGUGCGUGAGCAUGUUUUUGGCGCUGUGGAUUGCCAUGACCCACCACAUCCUCCGCACCAGCCGCGGCCACAUCCCGUGGCAGGACCUGCCGGCGUACCGCCACCUCCACGACCGCGGCAUCCGACUGUUUGAAAAGGCGUACACACUGCAGACCCUCGAGUGCGACGACGACUCGAACCUUGUGCGCUUGGACAUGAUGCUCCAACGACGAAUCAAAGUGGACAUGGACUUCCCCAUCGACAUAUUGUACCCCCAGGUCGUGUUUGCCACCACCACGAAAAUCAUCGGACUCACGCAGUCGCCCAUCGACUUUAUCGCAAUCCUCUUCAAACACACGUCCAGUUCGUACGUCCGCGCUGUCCCUGCGUGCGUCGGCCAUUUGGAGCAUUGGCUCACUGUGUGGCAAUUUGGGUCACUCGACACAUGUGCAACCUGGGUCACUUGACCAAUGUACCAUCUGAGUUAAGUAAAUCUGGGUCACUGGACGACUGAGCAACCUGGGUCACUUGACCGAUAUGACACUUGACGAAUGUGCAAUCUGGGUCACCGACUUAUCGUGUUUGAUUGCUGCGUCUACUGUAGUACCCAUGGAAGUGUUCCAAGAAGCGAGUUUGCACAAGCUGCUGGUAAAACAUGUGCGAAAACUGCUCAUGUCCGACCGCGUCGACCGCCUCAAGUCGAUUCUGGUACGUUCGUCCCAACCAAACCUGACCGUGUCUCACAUACACCUACCCACCCUCGUCACAGAUAUUUUUACUGCACAGCGUGGGGCUAUUUGACAUGGCGCUGCAAGCGUCAAUCCUGCUGGCCUUGCAUGACGCGUUCGACCACCUCUUUCGCCACUGGUUCCGCGACGUCCGGUUCUGCUACCACCUCGUGCUCCUGUACUUAUUUGGAGAUCGCCGCCAGCUCGGGUCUCGGUCAGACGCGAUCCUGCUCGGCCUCGACACGGACAUCGUGGUCCUCCAACGCCAUCCGCUGUGGCUGCAGUUUGACGAGCGGCUGCUGGACGCGCUCGAGGGAUGCCGAAGCGCCACGCGCACGACACCGUACGACCGCACGUCGUUCAACGAGUACAUUGGCCAACUGGAGCACUACUACCAGAGUGCAGAGUCGCUGCCCGAUGGCGAAGCCGUGCCGAUACCCCGGAUCAAAGUGCAGGCGCCCAACUCCCGUGGGGGUUAAGUAACGUUAUAUGUAAUAGAAUGUACCAUUGAAUCAACGUGUUGAGGCUGGCAUGGGGCUGGGAGUAUGGGGCUUCUCGUUGUCGAGCACAUGAGGACCUCAUGAGUUAGCACAACUGCACAAUCUCAUGAAGUUGUACACUAGUGCUAACUUGGAGUUGGUCUCGGCGUUAGUUUGUGCCAAC
Aphanomyces astaci is the source of this 2732-nucleotide messenger RNA. RefSeq lists its product as hypothetical. NCBI's taxonomy places the organism in Eukaryota, Oomycota, Saprolegniomycetes, Saprolegniales, Verrucalvaceae. The coding region runs from base 48 to 1808 and encodes 586 amino acids. The record is from RefSeq and is a predicted model, not a curated record. The transcript is spliced from 2 exons.